Patiria miniata (bat star) is the source of this 3595-nucleotide messenger RNA. RefSeq lists its product as uncharacterized. Lineage: Eukaryota; Metazoa; Echinodermata; Asteroidea; Valvatida; Asterinidae. The record is from RefSeq and is a predicted model, not a curated record. Bases 331 to 2061 code for a protein of 576 amino acids. The transcript has 10 exons.
UUUUUACACCUUUUUCAACUGUUUUCAGCUAUUUACUCACACCCCUGUGACAAGGAUGUAAAGUAAAAAGGUCCUGAAUGUUACACAAUAGAUUAACUCAAAAGUCUAAGCUUUGCUGCUCGUUUGAAAUUUGUAUAGGUUUCGAGACAGAUGAACAUCAAGCCUUGAAGGUACUAGUAUUUUACAACGAGGCAUUUCCUUGUCCCGCUACUCGGGCGAGGCGCGGGCGAGGCGCGUGGUCGAGCAACUCGUGAACAACUCGUGAACACCCCACUCACAAGCAAAUUCGCCCAGACAAACGUGCCCACACACCCAGUGACGGCAGAACUGAUGAGGCGAGUAGGACUUCAGUGGGUGCCUUUUUCAUUGCUGUACGGUACAUUUGUCGUAGUGAUCACUGAUGGAACCAUGUUUUUAGAACGAGGCCAACGUGGGAUCGUGCCCUGUCCCCUGCCGCAACCAGAAGACGUCGACGCAAUGUACUGGUACUUUGGCUCAACAAGUGACACAUCCAUCCUCAUCUCGUACUUCUUGGGAAGAGUGGCUCCCCAAAACGGGAUCCCAGAGGGCGUCUAUGAUAUCGACAAUGAGUUCAAUCUCGUCAUUGAGAACGUCACCGCCUCCAAGGAGGGAACCUACUACUUUAAGCUUAAACCGCAUUUAUUAAGCAUGAAAGAGGGACAGAUUGAAGUUUGUGACAAGGUCUCCCCAAGACAUCCAUAUCCUACUGUCAUCGGCUGCAAUCAAGACCACGACGCAGACACGUGCGAGGUGAGAGUACGACACGACAGCACGGUGCGCACCCUGACCUGCGUCAUGGAGCAGGUCAAACCUGCCGUGGAAUUGAGGUGGAUCCAUGUGUUUAGGGACAGGUUUUUGGAACUCAAGGCCUCUACAGCAGUAAGGCCUGUAGUUCUACCGGCUUACACGGGUUCGUCGAUGAGGAACAACACCUAUUCAACUUCAGCAUCAAUCCAAGUUCCUUCAGUACACGGUGAUGCAGAAUGCGUGUGCGAGGCAAUAGGUGUUGCAGUAGGUAACGGAACUCGCACGAGGGUAUACAUUACAGGUGCAUUCGGCCAUGCGAACACCAAUGGAAAGGUGCUCUUGGAACGAGGCCAACGUGGGAUCGUGCCCUGUCCCCCGAUCAAGUCUAGCAAAUUCUCCCCAGAAAUUGUCGUAGCGAUGUACUGGUACUAUGGCUCAAUCAGCAGGACAUCCCUGCUGAUCUCGCACUUCUUGGGAAGAGUGGCUCCCCAAAACGGGAUCCCAGAGGGUGUCUAUGAUAUCGACAAUGAGUUCAAUCUCGUCGUUAAGAACGUCACCGCCUCCAAUGAGGGAACCUACUACUUUCAGCUGAAACCGUAUUUGAAAAUGGUAGAAGCAGGACAGGUUGAAGUUUGUGACAAGGUUUCCCCAAAUCAACCAUAUCCUACCAUCAUCGGCUGUGAUCCAGACAUUCAUGAUGCAGAAACAUGCCAGGUAAGAGUAUGGAAUGACAGCACAGUGCAGAACCUGACCUGCGUCAUGGAGCAGGUCAAACCUGCUGUGGAUUUGAGGUGGAUCCUUGUGUUUUGGGGCGGAUGGAGGGAUCUCAAUGCCUACCCAACAAUUGAGCGGUCGUUGAGGAAGAAGAACACCUACUCAACUUCAGUAACAGUCCAAGUGACAGUAGCUGAUGAUGAGGAAGUAUACGUGUGUGAGGCAAUGGGUGUUGUUGUUGGCAAAGGCACACGCAUGAAAGUACGCUUUACCAAAAGUCACCUCACAACUGCAACUUACGAAGAAGUUCAGUCCUCUAUCAAUCCAGGAACAAUGCUUGUUUUGGCCAACGAAGUACCACCAACUGCAAGCAAACCUGAUGAGUUAUGCGUCCCUCUGAUUGCGCUAUGGGUCGGGUUUUCAAUCUCAGUCAUCCUCAAUGUCAUUGUGUUUGUUUGCUCUGGACAUAUGUAUCGAAAGAGGAAGCUUAAUGGAGACAAUAGUGCAUCCAAUAUGCAGCCUUACAAUAAAGUGCCAACUACUUCCAGCAGUGACCAUAACACAGAGUCCAACGUAUGAAGUUAUUUUGAGAAGUAUGAAUUUUUUUUUAGUUUCUUGGAGUACGUGUCAAUCUUAUUCUCCUACUCCAUUUCACAACUGUUAUACAAAUCACAUGGCAUCUCAUCCACACAUCCUAUCAAUAUCUUGGGUGACCAAUGAGUACUAUUAUAAAUCUACAAUCUAAUCGUCAAUUAAACAGGAGAAUCCACCUCUCCUUUUCAUUUCUUUGGAGAAAAUAUCUUGAAUUGCAUCAUCUUAGGUAAAAAUUGCGUGAGAUGUCUUCAACUUUUGUGACAAAGGCCUCCUCCAUCCUACCCUGUUAUCUGAUCAAUGUAGUAAUAUGGCAUUCAAACAAAUUAAUGUGACCACACGCAAAUGGCUGCACGACACCCUUCCAUAGACCAGUGCUGUGCAAAACUUAGUAUACACAAUAAUGCUCCAAACCUCGGCUACUUUUGAAUUGUUUUGCGUUUUACCAACAGAAGUACUACAUUCAAAUUUAAACAAAAAAGGAGACGCAUUUGGCGGAAUAGCAUUUGUCUCAGUUUUGUACAUAUUAAAAAAAUCCUGACAAGUUCACGUGCCUCCAAAUAGACGUUUCUUUUGAGUGUUUGUGCUUCAUUCUUUAUCAAAUCCUUUCUGUAAAUUAAUGUAAAUUAUGCAUAAAAUGGCAAAAAUUAUGAUUCCAGUUUGCUAACUUUUGUAUAGAUCUUUAACCUUGACUGUUUAUGUAAUAUACCUUUAAAGUGGUCCAGUUGUGUAAGGACAGUAUAACGUGGAUUUUGUUUACUAUUCAACUAUAGGCCGAUGUCCAUAUUGAGAGUUACUAAACCAGUGUUCAUACUGUCAAACAAUUCAUGUAUAAUAUAUACAUGUAGAAUGUUGCAUUGCCAAAUGAUGCAUUUUUGUCAGAGGACAGUCAUGUUUGCUCAUUCAGGACCAAUCGUUGCAUUUUGUUGUACACGCAAAAAUGUUUCUGUGUUUCUGAUUAUGUUGAAAUAGGUACAAGUGGACAAUUUGAUUGUUUUUAUCAUUGCAAGCCUCUUCAAAGUAUUGAUUGACACUAGAUUUGUUUGUUCGAAGUAUGAUCAAUUUUCUCGUACCAAAAAUGACACUUUUGUUUCUAACAGUUUUGAUAUUUUGCAGUUGCCCAGGUGAUAACAGUCGUUUAUAACAUGCCCAAAUGCAACCAUUCUAUUUGGUAAAAGCAGUUCUGCAGGAGAGAAAAAGUAUACUUUGAAUCAACAUUAUGAUUUAUUCACAUUGGAAGUGUAAACUGAAUGCAAAUAAUGUUUAACUGUUGUUGCUGGCAUGACACAUGAAAGAAGAUUUUGAUUAAAAUGAGAUUUACACACUGUAACUGCAAAGCUGAACUGAUUGCAAUUUUAAAUGACGGGAAUUUUUGUACUCAUUAAUUUACACAUCUCAAGGGAUAUGGGAUGGGAUCAUUUGCAUUUAUCCCAAAAGUAACCUACCGAAUUGUAAUCAAAAAGCUCACUUGGAUUAAAGAUCGUACUGGUACUAAACACCCUGUGAAAUUAUUCCAUCUGGC